AUGGAGUCUCGCAUGGGCGGCGCGAUGAAGGACGUUGAGGCCUUGAUGCAGAGCUCGGGCGACAUCGAGGAGAACAUCCGGCAGUGCCUGGCGCGCCAGGAGAGCGUGCUGCCCCUGGUUGCGGUGCUCCAGAUGAACAUCGGCAGGGCUCAGAAGUCUGGCAACCAGCAGAUGGAGAGGGCUUUGACGUUUCUCUACAACACCAUCAACCAGGAGCUCGAGUCCAAGGUGCCUAUGGUGAACCGGGUGCUCAGCCGCUGCCUGAGCACGGAGGACUCGGAGGCGCGGCGGGAGCUGCUGAAGGUCUACUUCUCGGAUCCCAACUCUGAUGAGGAGGCCAGCGAGCGUCCAAAGUCGAUGUCCAGUGCCAUUGUCGGGCUCGUGAGGGAGGCCCAAGGCCAAGCGUCGCAGCCUGGCUUGGAUCUCAAGGGCGCCUUGGCCCGGAUCCGCGAAGUGGCCCUGGACGUGGGCGUGGUCCUGGCGGAGGUCGACGAGGCCUCCGAGGUGCAGUCGCAGUUCCUGGAAGAUCUGCAGCCGCUCUUUGAUGCCACGGAUGCAUUAGACUAG
Effrenium voratum is the source of this 567-nucleotide messenger RNA. The record is from the annotation of a GenBank genome assembly. NCBI's taxonomy places the organism in Eukaryota, Dinophyceae, Suessiales, Symbiodiniaceae.